AUGUCAAUUAAAGCAAGAACCCCUCCAUCAAAACUGUACUCCAUUCAAUCAUGUAUUGGUAGAGGUAACUUCGGUGAUGUUUAUAAAGCAAUGGAUAGAACCACUCAGGAAAUUGUGGCAAUCAAAGUAGUUAACCUAGAGCAUUCUGAUGAAGACAUCGAACUGUUGGCACAAGAAAUAUUUUUCCUUGCGGAGUUAAAAUCUCCACUUAUUACCAACUAUAUUACUACAAUGUUGGAGGAUGUCUCUAUGUGGAUUGUUAUGGAAUAUUGUGGUGGUGGAUCAUGUUCAGAUUUGUUGAAGCGAAAUUAUGUCAAUGGAUUACCAGAAGAAAAAGUUUCGUUCAUUAUUCAUCAAGUCACUUUGGGUUUGAAAUAUCUACAUGAACAAAGGAAAAUUCAUCGCGAUAUUAAAGCGGCUAAUAUCUUACUAAACGAAGAAGGUAUGGUUAAGUUGGGAGAUUUUGGAGUAAGUGGCCACAUCCGUUCCACCAUGAAAAGGGAUACCUUUGUUGGAACACCUUACUGGAUGGCUCCAGAAGUUGUUUGUUGCGAAGUUGAUGGGUAUAAUGAAAAGGCUGACAUAUGGUCCCUAGGAAUUACCACCUAUGAACUACUUAAAGGUUUGCCGCCAUUAUCUAAAUACGAUCCGAUGAAAGUUAUGACUAACCUACCAAAGAGGAAACCUCCAAAACUUCAAGGUUCUUUCUCGGAUGCAGCAAAGGAGUUUGUUGCUGGAUGUCUUGUUAAAGCUCCCGCUGAUAGGCCAUCUGCAUAUGACUUGUUAUCGUUUGAAUUUAUUAGAAACGUUACCAUAACGAAUUUGAAAAGUGAUGUUGAAUUGAUUAAACAAAAGAAGGUUCAAGAGAGAUAUACAAAAAUUCCGAAAUACCCUCUUCAGAAUCGUCUAUAUAAAAAUAGUAACACCUUGAGGGGGAAAGACUUUUGGAAUUUUGAAUCCACCAGGAUAACUGCCAUACAAACUUCUAAGAGUGAACUAUCCCCCAUUACACAGGAUUCUCCAGUUUCAUCCCUGAAUAUGGAGAGCCCUUACUUACAUGGGCAAACUGUGACACCCAUCACAAACCCAAACUCUUCGUCAUUUAGAAAAUGCAAUAAACCUGUCUUUGAGCUGGAUUCAGGAAUGGAUAUAGAUUCAGGUUGUCCACAUUUACAAACAGAAAUCGAAAUGAUAACGCCUUCUAAUCAUAACAAAAAGCAUAAGAAAAACGAUAUUCAAGCGUUAAAGAUAGAAAAGUUUGAUUAUUUGGAGAAUAUUGUGUCUCAUAUUCUCAAUAGAAUGUACGAUCGUGCGCGUGAUGAUGAAACAAGAAAAUACGUAGACGAAAUGCUAAAGCAAUUCAUCAAAACAGAAGCAAACGUUCCCGGUUUUAAUGAGGUGUUUAUUGAAGAAAUAUCACUCAGGAUUGAAGCAAUAAGGAAAGGUUUCGUUUAA
Messenger RNA from Saccharomyces eubayanus, 1455 nucleotides. RefSeq names its product putative serine/threonine protein kinase SPS1 (gene SPS1). The transcript has a single exon. The record is from RefSeq and is a predicted model, not a curated record. The coding region runs from base 1 to 1455 and encodes 484 amino acids. Gene Ontology annotation, molecular function: protein kinase activity; ATP binding. Gene Ontology annotation, biological process: protein phosphorylation. Lineage: Eukaryota; Fungi; Ascomycota; Saccharomycetes; Saccharomycetales; Saccharomycetaceae.